UAGUGACCAGAACACCGGGAUCUCACACCAGUUGGCUGGUGUAUGGAAAUUACAGUUAACGGCCUUAGUGAAUGUGUUCAAGAGCUUUGAGUGUGCAACCUGGGCUGCACAUAAAUGAGGGUGCUGUAACCUGUGCUCAACUGCGUCAGGGCCCAGCUGCAGGUUUCUUCUUAUACAAAUCCAGCUGCAGACUGUACCUAAACGGUGAACCGCCUUGGGUACCAUUCUUCUGACAGAUCACCAAGAAUCUCUCAUCUAAUUUAUUCUGCCUUCAAGUACAAAUUGACUGAAUCUAACUGAGGGUUGCUUCUUCGCUUCAUCCAACCAGCUUUUCUUAAAAUCAAAUACUGAUUGAUCAUACCUUCUCCCAAGUAUCAUCUACGACUAAUUCAAACAACAUCCAUCAUGCAGCUAGGUAAACUUGAUGAACGUAUUCAUGUCAUGGAUGCCAAUUCAAAUGCCUGGAGCGUCAUAAAGGACAUUGCAGAGUCAGGAGUUCAAGAGGAAGCAUUCUACGUCUGUGACAUUGGUGACAUAAUAAGCAAACACAAGGAAUGGAAAAUUAAAAUGCCAAGAGUCCAGCCAUACUAUGCGGUGAAAUGCAACGAUAGCCUCACUGUGAUUGAAGUACUGGCUGCACUUGGAACUUGUUUUGAUUGUGCUUCAAAGGCUGAAAUUGACAGAGUUCUUUCUGUUGGUGUCGACCCAAGCCAUAUUAUUUUUGCAAAUCCUGCAAAACCUGCAUCGCACAUCCGCCAUGCAGCAGCUGUAGGUGUUGAUCUGAUGACUUUUGACAGUGACUGUGAGCUCCACAAAAUCAAGACCCUAUUUCCUACUGCCAAGCUGGUGCUACGUAUCCGGUAUGAUGCUGCCGUGGCUCAGUGCCAGCUUGGGAACAAGUUUGGAUGUGAUCCAGACUCAGAUGUACCACGCCUUAUGAAACUGGCUCAGUCAUUGGACCUAGACAUUGUGGGCAUCAGUUUCCACGUCGGCUCUGGCUGUGACGAUCCACCAGUAUUCUACAAAGCCAUUUCUGCCGCUCGAAGACUUUUUGAUCUGGGGUCAGCUCUAGGGUUCUCCAUGAGUUUGCUUGAUCUUGGUGGUGGCUAUCCUGGCAACAAAGGUGCCCAUUUAGAUAAGAUUGCAGAGGUGGUGAACAGUGCCCUCGGCGAGUUCUUUCCUGAACCAGAUGUUCACGUAAUUGCGGAACCAGGACGGUAUUAUGUUGCCUCAGCAUACACCCUUGCUACAAAUGUUCAUUCCAAGAGAGAACUUAUCAACCCAAAGGAUGGAUCCAUCACAUCAGUCAUGUACUAUGUAAAUGAUGGCGUGUACGGCAGUUUUAAUUGCAUUCUCUAUGAUCACAUGAAAGUGACACCAGUGCCUCUCAAAGCAGCUGGACUUGAAAUGCGUCAGUGUUCUGUCUGGGGACCAACUUGUGAUGGCCUGGAUCAAAUAGUUGAAUCUACUUUGCUGCCGGAGAUGGAUAUAGGAGACUGGUUGAUUUUUGAGAAUAUGGGUGCUUACACACUGCCUGUGGCGUCUCCAUUCAAUGGCUUCCCUGUUCCCAAAGUGCAUACUGUGAUUGACGUCCAAGGCUGGCUGCUGCUCAAAGACCGACUACCCAUGAUGGAGAAUCAUUUUGUCAUUGGAAACACACCAGCAAAUCUACACAUGGGUCUAUCCAUAGAUGGUCAAGGCAACAUUGAUGAGUGGGAUGAAGUUCACAUGCCUGUUUCAUCUUCUGAUGAUGAGAUUAUGGAUGAUCACAUGUCACAGCCAACUGUGGGCUCAAGCAUCGUAUAUCCAUUCCUUCAGAUGGGACAAGUCAAUUAGGAUCGGAUGGAGGCGUCUCUGCACCUCAGUUACAAGAGAUCAUAACGUACUGGGUUAUUUUACUCCUCGUUUGCAGAAAACGGAAAAAAUUAGCUGUUUUCUUCUGUGGCUUUCUGUUUCUUUUGUGUGAACAUCUCACAGCAUGUAAGAUGAUGUAUCAAGUGACAGUUUUGUGUACUGCAGCUCAAUGCCUGAAAUUUGUUUAAGGGACUAAAACAUGAAUCUCAGAAUAACUUAAAGUAUAAAGGUUUCUCCAAAGUCUUUUCAGGUACUCAGCUGUCUGCCGAGCUAUCAUUACAAAAGCCCAAGCAGAAUAGAAUGUAUGUAUACACUCAAUACCUGAAUAGCAUCUACAUUGUUGGAACCAGAGGAAACAAAUAAAAAUCUGUCACUGCCGUGUAUGAUGUGAUUUUUGCCAAAUGAUAAUUUGUUGUUGUAAAAUGUGUAACAGUUUCAGUUUACUGAAACUCAUCACAUGAUAACUUGGGUGCAGAGAGACGAAACAAUUCCAUAAAAGGAUGUUCCUUUAAUGACAGUUUCCUUCGAGACAGUUUUUCUGUUUAGCUUGUAAUUAGAGGAAAUACCACCUUAAGUAGCAGUUUCUAAUAUUGAGAACCUUGUCCUAGAAGGAUGUUCAGUCUUUGUAAACUGUUAUACUGUUGUCAUAUUCAUAAUGUUCUUCACGACCGAAUACUGUAGCAAAUAUAUUUGUCUCUAGUGCUAUUUGAGGACGUAAGUUGAGGUAUGGACACAG
This is a messenger RNA of Schistocerca americana (American grasshopper), 2590 nucleotides long. RefSeq names its product ornithine decarboxylase 1-like. The transcript has 10 exons. NCBI's taxonomy places the organism in Eukaryota, Metazoa, Arthropoda, Insecta, Orthoptera, Acrididae. Gene Ontology annotation, cellular component: cytoplasm. The coding region runs from base 406 to 1836 and encodes 476 amino acids. Gene Ontology annotation, molecular function: ornithine decarboxylase activity. The record is from RefSeq and is a predicted model, not a curated record.